CAACUGAAGGCAACAUUAACCCACUGAGCAAGGCCAGGGAUCGAACCUGUGUUCUCAUGGAUGCUGGUCAGAUUUGUUCCCACUGAGCUAUGAAGGGAACUCCUCUAGUUUCUUUAUAAUUCAUUCUUAUUAGUGUGGCUUUAUUUAGCUUCUGAUUUUUAGGAUAGAUAGCAUAUUAAUGUUAUAUGAUGUUAAAAAUUCUUUCUGAAGCUAGAGUGCAAUGAUUUUUUUAUUCUGGUAAAAAUUUAACGUAAUUUUUAUGCACAGUAAAAUCUUUUUAGUUUAGAUCCUACAGAUUUUUUUUUUUUUUGGUGAUAAUUUGUAUACAUAGUAUGAUAUUUGCUUUGUUAACUGAGUUAGAUGUAUGUGAUAUCUUUAAGUGCCUUUGGCAUCUGGUUUCUCUCCAUGCUGGAUAAUCAUGGUUGCUUCCUAUUGCAGUUUGAAGGCAGGUGUUGAAACUAGAGCUAUACCCCUCUUUCCAGUAUUAGAUUAAUUGCAGUCUGUAUAUGAGCUUAUAUUAUAAGCCUAUUGUAUUAUAAAAAUUAAUAUCUGACUUAUUUUGAAAUUGUUAAACUUUCCUUCAUGAUGUUGGAUGAGACCUCUUUCCCUUUGUGACAACUGACUUUAAAAGCCAUGGAGGUCAAGAUUUCUUAUUUCUUCAUUUUGUGCAAAAACAGAACUAGAGCCAUCUCUGGAUAAUCCCCUUUCUUCUGGGGGGGAUACAUUCUAGGACUCCAAGUGGAUGCUUAAAACCAUGGAUAGUACCGAACCCUGUAUACAUACUACAUGUUUUCCUAUACAUACAUACAUAAUAUGGUAAAGUUUAUAAAUUAGGCAUAGUAAGAGAAUAUCCACAUUGCUGAUAUCACUACUCUUGUGAUUUGGAGCCAUCGUUAAGUAAAAUAAGGGUGGCUUGGGCAUAAACACUGGGAUGCCCUGGCAGUAGGUCUGAUAAGCCAGAUGGCUACUAAUGACUAAUUAGCCGGAUACACUGAAUAAAGGGAUGAUUCACAUGCUGGGCAGGACUGAGCUGGAUGGCUCAAGAUUUCAUCACUUACUGAGAACAGCACAUAAUUUAAAAUUUAUGAAUUGUUUAUUUCUGGAAUUUUCCAUGUAAUAUUUUCAGACCUUGGUUGACUGUGGGUAAGUGAAACUGGAAAGUGAAACCACAGAUAAGGGGAGACUAUUAUAAUUCCUAGUAAUCUGUUUCUGGCAGUAUCAUUAAAAUUCCUCUAAAAAGAGGACUAAAACACUUUAUUAGUCAGAAAAUGAAAACAUUUUAAUGCUAAGAGCAAAGUUUUACAUGGGAUUAUUAGGAAAUUACUUUUUAUUUCUGGAUACAAAGAAAUGAUGCAUUCCCUGAAGAACAUCAUGAUGAUAGUGGUGGAAUCUAUGAUUAACAAGUUUGAAGAAGAUGAAAUACGAAGUCAAGAGAGGCGCAGAAAAAUCCAGAAGGAGAAAAGCAGUAGUUACUGCACAGACAAUUGCUCUGAUAGUGAUUCGUCAUUCAAUCAGAGUUACAAAUUUUGUCAAGGAAAACUACAGUUGAUUUUAGACCAGCUAGAUCCUGGGCAACCUAAAGAGGUGAGAUAUGAAGCCUUGCAAACAUUGUGUUCAGCUCCGCCAUCUGAUGUACUAAACUGUGAAAAUUGGACCACUCUCUGUGAGAAACUGACGGUGUUUCUUUCAGACCCGGAUCCUGUUUUUAGUGACCGGAUUUUAAAAUUCUAUGCGCAGACAUUUACACUUUCACCAUUACAUAUGACCAAGGAAAUUUAUACAAGCUUAGCUAAAUAUUUGGAGUUAUACUUUCUUUCUAGAGAAAGUCAUAUUCCUACUCUUUCAACUGGCGUAGAUAUAACUAAUUCUAAUGUGAACCGCUUACUUAAAAAGGUUCGUCUUCUGAAUGAAUAUCAGAAAGAGGCUCCAUCUUUUUGGAUUCGACACCCAGAAAAGUAUAUGGAAGAAAUUGUGGAGAGUACUUUGUCUUUACUGUCACUUAAACAUGAUCAAAGCCAUCUUGUCUCGCAGAAGAUUUUAGAUCCAAUAUAUUUUCUUGCGUUGGUUGAUGCCAAGGCUGUGUGGUUCAAAAAGUGGAUGCAUGCAUAUUAUAGCAGAACUACAGUACUAAGACUUCUUGAAAAGAAAUAUAAAUCUCUGAUAACUACAGCAGUGCAGCAGUGUGUUCAAUACUUUGAGUUGUGUGAAACCAUGAAAGCCAAUGAGGUUUUGAGACAUUCAAAGCCUUGUGGGAACAAGCAGAAAACUUUCUACUAUUCAGGACAAGAACUGCAAUACAUUUAUUUUAUUCACUCAGUCUGCCUUUUAGGAAGAUUACUGAUCUAUAAACAAGGCAGAAAACUAUUUCCUGUAAAGCUGAAGAAUAGAAAAGAUUUGGUAUCCCUUACAGAUCUGCUGGUUCUGUUUACCCAACUUAUCUAUUACUCACCAAGCUGUCCAAAGAUGAUGACAUCUGUACAUUUAGAGAAUUACUCUCCUGCAAGUAUGGUAACUGAAGUUCUCCGUAUACUCUGUGAUCAAAAAGAAUGUGCUGUUGAAUGCUUAUGUAACAACACUGUGAUGGAGGCACUUCUUCAGCCUGUUCAUAACUUAAUGAAAGGAACUAAGGCUGCUCCGCAUUGCUCUGAAACAGCUUUAAUUCAUAUAGCUGAUAUUUUGGCAAGGAUUGCAUCUGUAGAAGAAGGACUUAUCCUGCUACUCUAUGGAGAAAAUAUGAACUCUUCUGAAGAAAAAAGUCCUACAGGUGCUCAUAUAAUUGCCCAGUUUUUGAAGAAACUUCUUGAUGAAGAUAUUUCUAUUUUUUCUGGAUCGGAAAUGUUUCCUGUGGUUAAAGGAGCUUUUACUUCGGUGUGUCGUCAGAUAUAUGGUACAUGUGAAGGCUUGCAAGUAUUAGUUCCUUAUAGCUUGCAUGAAUCUAUAGCAAAGGAAUGGAAGAAGACAAGUUUGCUAUCAGAAAGACUUCCUACUCCAAUAGAGGGUUCUGAUUCUGUUUCUUCAGUAAGCCAGGGAUCCCAAAACAUUGUGGCUUGGGAAGAGAAUUUGUUAGAUGAUUUACUAAAUUUUGCUGCCACUCCGAAAGGACUAUUGCUACUUCAAAGAACAGGUGCCAUCAAUGAAUGUGUGACAUUUAUGUUCAACCGAUAUGCAAAAAAAUUACAGAUCAGCAGGCAUAAAAAGUUUGGCUAUGGAGUUCUGGUUACACAGGUGGCAUCAACAGCAGCAGGUGCAAUAGCAUUACAAAGUUCAGGGUUUAUUAAUUCACUUAUAACUGAAUUGUGGGCCAAUCUGGAAUGUGGAAGAGACGAUGUUAGAGUGACCCAUCCCAGAUCUACUCCAGUGGACCCUAUUGACCGAAGCUGUCAGAAGUCUUUUUUAGCACUGGUAAACUUACUAUCUUAUCCUGCUGUUUAUGAGCUGAUUGGCAAUCAAGGUCUUCCUAAUAAAGCAGAAUAUUCUCUUCGUGAGGUCCCAGCGUGUAUUAUUGAUAUUAUUGACAGACUUAUAAUUUUGAAUUCUGAAGCUAAGAUUCGUUCUUUAUUCAACUAUGAACAAUCACACAUCUUUGGUCUAAGGUUAUUAAGUGUGGUGUGCUGUAAUCUAGAUACCCUUCUCCUGUUAGAGGCUCAGUAUCAAGUAUCUGAAAUGUUACUAAAUGCUCAAGAAGAAAAUACCUUGGACACCUCUGAGAGCCACAGAGAUUUUAUAAUUGAUAGCUUAUCGGUAGAGAGAAAUCAUGUUCUUGUUAGAAUAAAUCUUAUUGGUGGGCCAGUGGAACGAUUGUUGCCUCCAAGGAUACUAGAGAAGGGUGAUGAUCCAUAUCCUUGGCCAAUGUUUUCAUCAUAUCCUUUACCAAAAUGCUAUAUGUCAGACUGUGUUACAAGAAAUGCUGAUCUAAAACAAGACAAUGAUCUUGGCAAACUAUUUUUGCGCUUCAAAACAUCUGAUAAACAAACUGAAUGGAUAGAAAACUGCCGAAGACAAUUUCGCAAAAUGAUGAAGGCCAAACCUGAUAUAAUCAGUGGAGCUGCUUUAGGAGAAUUACUUGAAAAACUUGUUCUUCAUCUCUCCGAAAGCCCGUCUGAAUGCUACUUCCCCCCAGUGGAAUAUACAGCUACUGAUGCAAAUGUGAAGAACGAAAGUCUUUCAUCUGUGCAGCAGCUGGGCGUUAAAAUGACUGUUAGGUAUGGCAAAUUCCUCAAACUGUUAAAAGAUGGUGCUGAAAGUGAUCUUACCUUGGUUUUAAAACAUUGUGAGAGGUUCCUGAAACAGCAGCAAGCUUGUGUGAAAUCUUCUCUUCUCUGCCUGCAGGGAAGUUACACCGGCCAUGACUGGUUUGUAUCCUCCUUGUUCAUGAUAAUGUUGGGGGACAAAGAGAAAACAUUCCGAUUUCUUCAGCAGUUCUCCAGGCUUCUGACUUCCGCUUUCCUUUGGUUACCAAGACUACAUAUUUCUAGGUAUCUGCCAAUGGACACUAUAGAAUCUGGUAUACAUCCAGUAUAUUUUUGCAGCACUCACUACAUUGAAAUGCUACUGAAAGCGGAGGUACCACUUGUGUUUUCAGCUUUUCACAUGUCUGGAUUUGCGCCAUCACAGAUUUGCCUGCAAUGGAUAACUCAGUGUUUUUGGAAUUAUCUAGAUUGGAUAGAAAUCUGCCAUUAUAUUGCCACUUGUGUUUUCCUUGGCCCCGAUUAUCAAGUGUAUAUCUGUAUAGCCAUCUUCAAACAUCUACAGCAAGACAUUCUACAGCACACUCAGACUCAAGAUCUGCAGGUUUUCCUCAAAGAAGAAGCACUACAAGGGUUUCGAGUGAGUGCUUACUUUGACUACAUGGAAAUUUUGGAACAAAACUACCGACCAGUGCUGCUGAGAGACAUGCGGAACAUUAGAGUGCAAAGCACAUAGAUUGGGGCAUACAAUUUAAUUUUAUGCUUUAUUUAUUUUUAAAGGAAAUAAAGGGUUUUGGAUAGUGUCUAUGUCCAUAACAACAUAUCCUUUGUGAAUACACAAUAUUGUAAAUCAGUGUUGAGAGUUUUUUAAUAUAAUAUAUUCAAGUAGGUAUCAGCCCAAUUUGUGACAUGAAGUAGAUUCAUUUUUGUAAAUUCGCUGUUGUAUAAGGCUGUUUUAGAAUUAAAUCUAGCUUACUUAUAGUUCUUUAUGUCUGAGAGUUCGUCUUAACCUACAUUUGCUUCUUCCCAAGAUUAUUAAAGUACUUUGUCCAAUGAGUUUGGAAAGUAGCAGCAAUAUUGUAAGCUAUCAUUUGACCAACCAAGAGAGAGUCCACAGAGACAAGGAAGAUAAUUGUUUUCUUCAUUUUUUAAGUUUUCACAUAUAAAGGAAAAUUGACAAAACCAGAACUCCAUAUUUUACAUAUGGAAAAACAAAUGAUAUUUAUCAUGGCAGGUGGUCAGAAAAUUAUUGUCCUCACACAUAAUUGUUUUUCUAGGAAUCCCUUUUGAUACCUCUAUCAAUUUAUAAUUUUUCAUGUGAAACAUAGUCUCUACAUGGUUCAUUUAAAAGAUAGAUUGGUUGUUUCAUACUGAUAAUGCAUUUGACUCUCUUUUGUUAUGCAUUUUCCUUAGUGAUAGGUUUGAUUUCUACUGAAUUUGAAAACAUUUAAGAGAAUAGAUUUGUAAAUUAUUUUAAAUGACUAACACAGUGUUUUAUAUUAUUUAAAUGGAAGGAUCUUCUCCACUGAAAUUUAUAUAGUAUACUAGGGCCUAUUUUCUUAUAAUUGUCACAUUUAAUAUAUGAAAGAUAAAACACAAAAAUACUAAUUUUUCAGUUAGCAAUUUCAAGUUCUUAAAAUUAUAAGUGGAGAUAAUUUUAUAUUCAUUGCUUAUAUUUAAAUAUAAAUCAACCAUUAAAACCAUGUUCAGAAGCCUUUUUUCUUUUUAACCAAAAAUGGCUUAUCCACAAACUCUUAUUUUUCCUUUUAGUAUGAUGAAACAAUGGUACUAUACAAUUUUUGGUUUUGUGAUAUUCAGGCAAUUGCAAUAUCAGCCUUCCAAAAUCAGGUUUUAUGCUGUAAAUGCCAACAAUAGCUUCUCAGUAAUGGUGUCCCUAAAGGGCAUUGAAAAAGUUGAGAAAAGAAAAUUGAGCAAGUUAAUUUGACAUAUUGCUCACUUUAGCUCUGGCUGAUAUGAGUUAAGUAAGAAAGCCCUAGGUUACUCAAAACACUAAGUUUUGUCUACUUUCAAACUUAAUUUUGAAAAGCUGCUCCACAGAACCUGUAUUACAUGUUUAUGACUCCAUUUUUUCCCCUUCUGUUCCUGAUACAUUGUUAUAGAUCCUGAGAAACCUGCAGCUUUCUUUCUUUUAAAAAGCUCUUAUACAGUAAUUGGAAGUACAAAUGGAGAAGAAACUAAAUUUUAUAAUAUUCAUUGGUGACUUUGAUUGGAAACGGAAGUAAGAUCUAGAUAACAAUUACAUUUUGGAAAAAUGACUUCAGCUGGAGCCAGAAGGUUUUCAUUUUUAUUUAAUAUGAACAAUGACUUAGCAAUUUGGAGAAAUAAAAUAUAGUACUGUAGCUACCAUUGUGAAUUAUUUUUGUGUCUAUUUUUAAGAAUACUCUUUAGAGUAGAAAUAAAUACAGCCAUAACUUGCCUCUCAGUUUUGUUUUUAAUUAUUUAAAGUAUAAGUCCUGAGGACUUAUUUCUGAUUUGUGAAGGAGGAACUUGUACAUUUUACAGGAUUUAUUAUAAUCUAUAUUUUGAUACAGUUGUAAACAAAUUUGUGAAAAAUCUGUGUUCACAUAUAGAUCUUUUAUCUAUUUUCAUAUUUUCACCUUUGUAGUUCUGCUUUAUGAUGUUUAGACAUAUAAAGAAUCUAUAAAGGUAAAAUAAGUCAUAGGAAGUCAUCUAAACUUGAUUCUACCUGAAUUUAUGCUUAUAAAAUUGUGGUGUACUCUAGUUUGAUUUUUCCAGUUCCACAAUGUUAAGGAAAUUUCUUUGGUCAUUCAUUAUGCAGACAUAUUGCAAGUAUUACACAUAAAAUAUUUUCAAUAAGCCAAGAUAGAUGACAACACUUUCAUUCAGAAUGUUCACCAUCUUUCUGGGAAGGUGAAUAAUUUUAAAACUGAAAAUACAAUUGUUAAGUGAGAAUUGACCUAUGAAUUUGGUGACUUGAUAAGAGUAGUUUUGAUGGAGUAGUAAGGGCAAAAAUUUGAAACAGGUUUAAAUGAUGCUGAGAGGAAAGAUUUUGGGAAACUGGUUUUUCUAGGGAUUUUUCUCUUAAAGGGAAAGAGAAUACAUGUGGCAACAGGAGGAGACAUGAAAGCAAAAGGCUUUUGGGAAAUGGAAACAUGUUUAUGUGGGUGGAAAUGUAAGAAGGGAAAACAUGAUUCUGAAGAGAGAAAUGCUGGAGUGAAUGUUAUGAGAAAUGCAAAGGACAUGAGAUAUAGUUUAAAAGUUUUAGAAUUAGUCUUUGCUCGGAAUAUGGACCCAUCACUCAAAAUAACAGAAUAGGGGAGUUCCUGUCAUGGCUCAGCAGUUAACAAACCCAACUAGCAUCCACGAGGACACGGGUUCCAUUCCUGAUAUAGCUCAGUGGGUUGAGGAUCCAGCAUUGCCAUGAGCUGUGGUGUAGGUCACAGAUGCAGCUCGGAUCUGGCAUUGCUGUGGCUGUGGUGUAGGCUAGUGACUACAGCGCCAAUUGAAUCCCUAGCCUGAGGACAUCCAUAUGUUGCCAGUGCAGCCCUAAAAAGACAAACAAAAACCACAGAAGAAGAGACAGUGUAAACGGGCACAGACACAGGAUGGUCAUUUCUGAAAGUUAUUUCCUAUUUCACUGAGAAAACAAGUUUAUUAGCUACAAGGAUGGUAAAAACUUUGGUAGGUUUUAGGAGAUUAAGGGAAAUAGUUGUUAAGAAUAGUGGGAGAGUAAAUAGACUAAGAACAGUUCAUGGUAUGAGAUGAGUUAGCAAAGUUGUAUGCUAGCAAAGUAGGAAGUGAAUUGAUUUCAAUCUGGAUUUUGGUUUAAUCAAAAAUAUUACCAAGCAAGGAGGCACAAGGGAGCUGAUGGUAUAUGCAUGUGAACUAUUAUAACAUUGUAGCCAUGGCAAUAGAGCUAUAUCGGAAGGGGAAACGAGAGGGAUAUGACAGAUACAGUGAAAUGUUGAUAGGAUCAAUUGAUUUUUAGGUUCUAAGUUGAAUGUAUGAUUUGGAAUACUCAGGAGAGGAAGGUGAGAAGAUUAGUACUAGCAGUCAAGGUAAAAUUGAGAUUUUGGCAGAGGAUGACUAUGAUAGCUAAGAGAGUGGAGGAUGAGCUCAUUGAAGGAAAGGGAAUCAAGGAGCUGUGAUUCCAAAGUACGGGAAGAAAAUCAUCUUUUUUGGAUAUUGAAGUUACCAACAUUUUUCACAAGGAAUUGCUUUGGAUAGCUUGUAAAUGACCCAAAAGUUAAAAUCUUCUAGGAUUAGGCUACAAAAAAAAAAAAAAAAAAAGAAAGAAAAAAAAAAUCUGAAG
Molecule: messenger RNA, 8481 nt
Organism: Sus scrofa (pig)
Lineage: Eukaryota; Metazoa; Chordata; Mammalia; Artiodactyla; Suidae
Gene: TBC1D32
Product: TBC1 domain family member 32
Biological process (GO): non-motile cilium assembly
Source: RefSeq, a predicted model, not a curated record